AUGGCGAAAGACGUUCCAACAGGCCGUAGAGCGGUCUUCCUCGCCAUAUUCAUCGCGUUUGGUUUUCUGUUUGGGUAUGAUAUAGGUGUCAUUUCUGGAUGUUUGAUCAUGCCAGACUUCAUACGCCGAUUUGGCCAAGAAGGAACAGAUGGCCAGUACUAUCUGUCAAGUUCGAGACAAUCAGUCAUCGUCUCCCUCUUGUCGGCCGGCGGAGCUAUCGCUCAAGCGUUCACUGCUGACCGGUUUGGGCGCCGUGGAUCCAUUUUAUUCUGGUCGGCUAUAUUCACCGUCGGCGUGGCCAUCCAAACUGGCACGACAUACUCUGUUGUUCAGUUGGUUAUAGGUCGUUAUAUUGCAGGUUUGGGUGUCGGUUCAUUGUCUGCUAUCGUGCCCCUGUACAACGGAGAAACGGCACCGAAAGCCAUUCGCGGUACGAUCUUGGUGAUUUAUCAAGUCCAAAUCAUCUCGGGCAUAUUUUUGAGUUACCUACUUGAACUAGGAAGUCACACAAUCAACAACUCUGCGUCUUGGCGAAUCCCGAUCGGAUUGCAAAUGGUCUGGGGUAUCAUACUUUUGUCUGGAAUGUUUUUCCUUCCAGAAUCGCCCCGGCACCUUCUUGGAACUGGACGACGCGACGAAGCGCGCAAAGUCAUCGCAGAACUCAACGGAGUUUCUGAAGACAACCCUCUUGUCGCUGAAAGUGUCGAGGAACUCGAUUUCGCUAUCAGAGCAGAGAACGAGGGCGGCAAAGCGAAUUGGCUAGAAUGCUUCUCCACGAGAAAUGCACUGUGGCGUCGAACAAUCAACGGCAUGAUGCUGCAAUUUAUUCAGCAGCUAAACGGCCAGAACUUUUACUACUAUUAUGGCGACACCUUCUUUCAGAGUGCAGGUGCAGGGCGAGUCCUUAAACCCCUUUGCCUCAUACGUUUUAGCUCAUGUAUUAGCAGACUUUCACCUUAUAUCAUUCAAACGAUUCUCGGUGCGGUGUCGGUUGCUGGAACUCUCCCCGCGUUGUACUUCAUCGAGGCUUGGGGUCGCCGAAAGUCCCUUCUCCUUGGAGCAUUGCUGCAAGCUGUCUGUGCAAUAAUUGUUGCUUUUGUUGGACAUUCUACCCUUGCGCCUUCUGGAACACCGACUUCAGAGCUCACUGCUCGUAAUAGAGCUGGAGGCGACGUCGUCAUCGCAUUCGCAGUCUUACAGGUGUUCAUCUUCGGCACGACUUGGGGCCCUACUCCAUGGGUGUACCUCGGAGAGUCGUUCCCUCUCCGAGUACGUCCCAAGUCGAUUGCGCUCGGUAGUGCAACAAACUGGUUCUGGAACUUCAUGCUUUCGUUCUUCUCUCCAAGGAUUGUUGCUCGCAUUGGCCCAAUGAUAAUGUUGAUCUUCUUCGGCAUGCUCAUCUUUGGAUACAUCUACGUGUAUUUCGCUAUCCCUGAGACUAAAGGCCUGACUUUAGAAGAGGUGGACGAAUUGUACCGCUCUGGCAUUCCGCCCUGGCGAUCUGUCGGUUGGAGACCGAGCGAGAAACAUUAUCACCACGAGGUGCAUGAGAAACGAGCGUCAGACUCUGUGGAGAAGGCCUAA
Messenger RNA from Suillus paluster, 1584 nucleotides. RefSeq names its product general substrate transporter. Gene Ontology annotation, molecular function: carbohydrate:proton symporter activity. The coding region runs from base 1 to 1584 and encodes 527 amino acids. The record is from RefSeq and is a predicted model, not a curated record. Gene Ontology annotation, biological process: carbohydrate transport; transmembrane transport. Gene Ontology annotation, cellular component: plasma membrane. NCBI's taxonomy places the organism in Eukaryota, Fungi, Basidiomycota, Agaricomycetes, Boletales, Suillaceae. The transcript is spliced from 13 exons.